This is a messenger RNA of Plasmodium coatneyi, 249 nucleotides long. Its product is annotated as 40S ribosomal protein S21. Bases 1 to 249 code for a protein of 82 amino acids. NCBI's taxonomy places the organism in Eukaryota, Apicomplexa, Aconoidasida, Haemosporida, Plasmodiidae. Gene Ontology annotation, cellular component: cytosolic small ribosomal subunit; ribosome. Gene Ontology annotation, biological process: translation; endonucleolytic cleavage in ITS1 to separate SSU-rRNA from 5.8S rRNA and LSU-rRNA from tricistronic rRNA transcript (SSU-rRNA, 5.8S rRNA, LSU-rRNA); endonucleolytic cleavage to generate mature 3'-end of SSU-rRNA from (SSU-rRNA, 5.8S rRNA, LSU-rRNA). The record is from RefSeq and is a predicted model, not a curated record. The transcript is spliced from 2 exons. Gene Ontology annotation, molecular function: structural constituent of ribosome.
AUGUUUAACGACCAGAAAGUUUUAGUCGACAUUUACAUCCCAAGGAAAUGUUCGGCUACAUCGAGACUCAUCCACGCCAAGGAACAUGGAGCUGUUCAAAUUAACGUUGGCAUGGUUAACAAGAAUGGAGUGUACACGGGCGAAACGGAAACCUUUGCCAUUGCUGGCCACGUCAGACAGAAGGGAGAAUCGGACGCCUGCAUGAACCGUCUCCUCCACGAGAAGAAGAUGUUGUCCUUCCCGAAUUAG